This is a messenger RNA of Prunus avium (sweet cherry), 2767 nucleotides long. Its product is annotated as Transducin/WD40 repeat-like superfamily protein. The record is from RefSeq and is a predicted model, not a curated record. Gene Ontology annotation, molecular function: protein binding. Lineage: Eukaryota; Viridiplantae; Streptophyta; Magnoliopsida; Rosales; Rosaceae.
AUUUGAAAUGUUUUCAAAGAUAUUUGGUUUGUGACUUUAUAAGACAUAGGAAUAUUUUGAUGUGGAGUUCAUAUAAACCUUCACUUCCAUGUUUUUAUUUUUUCAAAACUUCAUCCAUGUGUAAUGGUGCAACAUUUGCAUAUUUUUCAUCUUCAUAUUCAUUUAGCAAUCAUUUGGAUACAUCAAGUUCUUAAAACUACUAUUGAUAUUCAUAUUUGCAUGCAUUCAUUUGAUUAUUCAAGGGCAUUGCUCAUCAUAAUAUCCUAGCUAUUUUUGUCACUUAUUGAAGGCAUGCUGUGUGUAUAAAGUUUAUAUCCUUUUGAAUUUUGUGCCUUGCUGCUGGAUAUAAGAUUCCAUUUAUAGCUGUUUUUUAAUGUAGUUAUAUGCAUAUUAUUAGUUUGGUAGUUUUGCAGGUCUUGUAAAAAUGUUUUAUCCUUUAUGAUGGAUAUCUUAAUUUGUGAUUAUGGUUCUGUGCCUCAACCCUUCACUGGAAGGUAUGGAGUUCAUAAUGGUUCUGUCUUUGUUGGGCCCUAUGUUAGAUCUUGUAUCAUCUCAGAUGUAAUUGGCGUACUUCAUGAACCUAAACUAAGGUUCUGCUUAAACUGUAGGCAACAGGCGAACAUCUUAUUGUCAAGAUAGUUUAUUGCUGUUUAACUUAAAUAAAAACAGAAUCAAUUUCGACAAAAUCAGUUUUAUAUAAUUUAGGUCACCCCUUCUUGGUCUACUUUUUUUCCCCUAUAAUAUACUAGUUUGUAAUAAGGAUAACCUUGUUCUGAGGGCAUUUUUCUGCAGUUGAUCCUUUCAGAAAAUUAAUUGCACCUUUUAUGGAAGGAUUAAUUUCAGAUGCGUGUCAGAUCAAUAUAUUCUGUGCACUGGCCUAAGAACAAAAAUGUUUUUGAACUGCUAAAUGCCGCAACUAAUGGCAUCAAACUGGUUUGUAUUCAGUAGAUCCCUUUUAGCAGACAUAUAAAGGCUACUUUCUAUAUACUUUGAUCUGCUUGUAUAAAUUUUUUAUUAAUUAAAUUGUCAUGAUUCAAAGGUACAUUAUUGAAUAUUUUGUCAGUUGCUCCUUUCCACAAAGAGAUGCUUUAAUGCCUAUUUUGGGGGUAUGAAUGCGUAAUGGCUAUGGUACGAUUUGGUAUCUCUGAGAUUCGGGACCUGGUGUUAAUGCUGAUAUAUCGUCUAGUGAUAUGAACCUUCUUUUUCAAAAUAAUGAAGCAUGUCUAGACACACACACACACACCUGUGCACAUGUACACACUGCUGUGUAUUCUGCAUUACUGAUGUCAAAGAUUUUCUCAUUAUGCAGCCACUAUAAUUGAAAGUAAGAUGUAUGUUAGCUGUUUUACCUUUUUGGUGAUAUAGGAGCUAAAAUGUCAGUUCUAUCAACAACUAACCCUUAACUAAGGUAUACUUGUGUAAGAUUAGUUGCGAACAGUUGAGCACCCGUCACCUGCACUGCAUUUUAUGGUUGAUGUUCAAACUUAAGAUGAAUUCAAUCCCCUCGCUUUUUUUAUCUUACAUAGUUAACAGUGGUUACUCAUACAAUUCAAAUAUUUUUGUAACUGGUUCAUGUGCAUUUUGUGCCUUGAUUUUCAUGCCAUUUGUUUUGCAUAUUGCAUAGUCAUUGUUAUUUUUGAAUGUUAGUUAGUUAUCCUUGUAUUUUUUAUUUGUGGUGGUAAAUAUAUUGCUUCUGUUGACUGCUGACAAUAAUAUUUCACUUUAACCCAUCUCUUGCAUUUAGGCCUGCUAUUGCUCUCUUUUAUUUCAGCUUUUAAAGCAGGGUGGAACUUAGAGCUGCUGGCGCGACGUUGUUUAUAUGCUGAGGAAUUUGUUAUGGGCCACAUCAAAGCACGAUGUAUACCUUAUGCAGAACUUUUCAGUAAUGCACUGGUCCUCUUUGCUCAGGAGAGGGAAAGAAGUACUCAAUGUAUCAAAACCAAUUGUGCCUACUGAGAAACGACCUGGGUUGUUGGCUCAGCCACUCUCUAGAGUGCAGAUAAGCACUAUGGCUGUUAAGGAAAAUUUAUUGGUUGUUGGGGGCUUCCAAGGCGAGCUCAUCUGCAAGCACAUCAAUCAACCUGGAGUUGCUUUCUGCUCAAAAGUAACAACAGAUGACAAUGCCAUCACAAAUGCAGUGGACAUUUUCCGAAGCCCUACUGGGUCAAUGAGGGUAAUGGCUGCAAACAACGAUGCCCAAGUUAGAGUUUUUGAUGUCCAAAAUUUUGCUUGCCUAAAUCAGUUCUCCUUUGAUUGGUCUGUAAAUAACACAUCUGUUAGUCCAGAUGGUAAGCUGGUUGCAGUUCUUGGUGAUAGUGCAGAUUGCUUGAUUGCUGAUGCCCAGUCUGGAAAAGCCAUUGGAAACCUUAAAGGACACUUAGACUAUUCCUUUUCCUCUGCGUGGCACCCGAACGGACAAAUUUUGGCUACUGGGAAUCAAGACACUACUUGCAGGUUAUGGGACAUAAGAAACCUCUCAGAGUCCCUCACUGUGUUGAAGGGAAGGAUGGGAGCAAUAAGAGCCAUAAAGUUCAGCUCUGAUGGCCGGUUCAUGGCCAUGGCUGAGCCAGCAGACUUUGUUCACAUCAUGGAUACCCAGUCCGGGUAUAUCAAGGGACAAGAGAUCGAUCUGUUUGGUGAGAUUGCCGGAAUAUCCUUUAGCCCCGACACUGAAGCUCUGUUUGUUGGGAUCGCCGAUCGCACAUAUGGUAGCGUAUUAGAGUUCAACAAGAGGCAUCACAACCAAUAUCUAGAAGCAGUGUUCUAG